AUGGAUAAGCUUUAUUCCGAACUCAUCUGCCCUGAGAGCCAAUUCGAUAUACCAAUAAUUCGAUAUAACGAUAGAAAAUGCAUUCGACACGUUCAUGAAGAAGCAAUCAUUACACUCACGACAGCAGCACACCCUGCAGCACAUGAAGUGCACCAGUUGAUCGACCCAGUUGCACUCAAUAAAGAAUCCACUCAAGAUACAAUUGAUAGCCAAUAUGACACUGAGGAUGAUGCUGAUCUGCAUUAG
Molecule: messenger RNA, 246 nt
Organism: Zychaea mexicana
Lineage: Eukaryota; Fungi; Mucoromycota; Mucoromycetes; Mucorales; Lichtheimiaceae
Exons: 2
Coding region: 1-246 (81 amino acids)
Source: RefSeq, a predicted model, not a curated record